Molecule: messenger RNA, 3389 nt
Organism: Olea europaea var. sylvestris
Lineage: Eukaryota; Viridiplantae; Streptophyta; Magnoliopsida; Lamiales; Oleaceae
Product: AP-1 complex subunit gamma-2-like
Exons: 18
Coding region: 411-3050 (879 amino acids)
Biological process (GO): receptor-mediated endocytosis; intracellular protein transport; Golgi to vacuole transport
Cellular component (GO): membrane coat; AP-1 adaptor complex; Golgi apparatus
Molecular function (GO): clathrin-cargo adaptor activity
Source: RefSeq, a predicted model, not a curated record
AAUCUCCCGUGAGAAAAAUUUCAGUUUGCGAUCUCGCGUUUCAUUUCGUAAUCCAUUGAAUUACACGAAUUUCACCAUAAGUCGAAUGAAAACCCAGAAAAAAUUCUCACAAAAUGAUAUAAGUGGAAAUUGAAUUGGUUACUUUUGAAUUCUUGUUAGAUGGAGCACCAUCAUCAUUAUAGAAAUCGAGCCAUUUUAUUUUCCUACUACAUAUUCCAAGCCCAACUCUUCCUGUAAAAUUUUGGACGCUUCCAAAUUUUCCAACCCAGAUCUCAGUUUCUUUGUCUUUUCACUUGAUUAUUCUAUCUGGGUUUUGAAUUUCGCAGUAAGUUAUCAUCUCAGCGUGAGCAAAAUUGUCGUGACAGCUGGAUCUAGUAGAGCUAUCCCGGAGUUUCAAGACUGAUCCAAUCAUGAAUCCCUUUUCCUCUGGCACCCGCCUAAGGGACAUGAUUCGGGCUAUACGUGCUUGCAAAACUGCUGCAGAGGAGCGUGCUGUUGUGAGAAAAGAAUGUGCUGCUAUUCGUGCCGCAAUUAGUGAAAAUGACCAAGAUUAUAGGCAUCGCAAUCUUGCGAAACUCAUGUUCAUUCACAUGCUUGGUUACCCCACACAUUUUGGUCAAAUGGAAUGCCUGAAGUUAAUUGCAUCUCCUGGAUUCCCUGAGAAGAGAAUAGGAUAUCUUGGCCUCAUGUUGCUACUAGAUGAGAGACAGGAAGUUCUGAUGUUAGUUACCAACUCAAUAAAGCAAGAUCUGAUUCACACCAACCAAUAUAUCGUUGGUCUGGCUCUUUGUGCAUUGGGGAAUAUCUGUUCUGCAGAAAUGGCACGUGAUCUUGCACCAGAAGUUGAGCGAUUACUUCAAUUUAGGGAUCCAAAUAUCAGGAAGAAAGCAGCAUUGUGCUCUAUAAGGAUUAUAAAGAAAGUUCCAGAACUGGCAGAAAACUUUAUAAAUCCUGCCGCUUCUUUAUUGAAAGAAAAGCACCAUGGAGUCUUAAUAACAGGUAUUCAGCUUUGUACAGAUCUAUGUAAAAUCAGCACAGAGGCUCUUGAGUAUUACAGAAAGAAAUGUACAGAUGGUCUAGUCAAAGUUCUAAAGGAUGUUGCAAACAGUCCAUAUGCACCUGAGUACGAUGUUUCGGGGAUUGCAGAUCCUUUUCUUCAUAUUAGAUUGCUCAAGCUUUUGCGUGUGUUGGGCCAGGGAGAUGCUGAUGCCAGUGAUAGUAUGAAUGAUAUUCUUGCUCAGGUGGCAACCAAAACUGAGUCAAACAAAAAUGCGGGGAAUGCAAUUCUCUAUGAAUGUGUUUCAACAAUCAUGACCAUUGAAGAGAGCGGUGGUUUAAGAGUGCUAGCUGUCAAUAUAUUGGGAAGAUUUUUGUCCAGCCGUGAUAACAAUAUCAGAUAUGUUGCGUUGAACAUGCUGAUGAAGGCUAUUUCUCUAGACCGUCAAGCAGUGCAGAGGCAUCUAACUACUAUAUUGGAAUGUGUAAAGGAUUUAGAUGCUUCUAUCCGGAAAAGGGCCCUUGAGCUUGUAUAUCUUCUGGUGAAUGAAAGCAAUGUGAAGUCUUUGACGAAGGAGCUAAUUGACUUUCUUGAGAUAAGUGACCCAGAGUUUAAGGGAGAUCUCACCGCCAAAAUUUGCUCCAUUGUGGAGAAAUUUUCUCCUGAGAAAAUAUGGUACAUUGAUCAGAUGCUUAAAGUUCUGCCCAAGGCUGGAAAUUACAUGAAGGAUGAAGUCUGGCAUGCCCUUAUUGUCGUGAUUACCAAUGCUUCAGACCUCCAUGGAUAUACUGUUCGGUCUCUGUAUAGAGAGCUACAAACAGCAGGUGAACAGGAAACUCUUGUUAGAGUUUCUGUUUGGUGCAUUGGAGAAUAUGGUGAGAUGCUGGUUGGUAAUGGUGGAAUGCUCAAUCAAGAGGAUCCAAUAACUGUAACUGAGUCUGAUGCUGUGGAUGUUGUAGAAACUGCCAUUAGACGCCAUUCUUCAGACCUCACUACUCGGGCAAUGUGUCUGAUUGCUUUGUUAAAGCUGUCAAGCCGUUUCCCUUCCUGUUCGCAGAGGAUAAAUGAUAUUGUCAUUCAUUACAAAGGAAGCUUUGUACUUGAACUGCAACAGAGAGCCAUGGAAUUUAAUUCUAUUAUCGAGAAGCACCAGAAUAUUAGGUCAGCAUUGGUUGAAAGAAUGCCGGUCCUUGAUGAGGCAACCUAUAGUGGAAGGAGGGCUGGUUCUGUGCCAGCAGCUGUUUCAACUUCCCAAGGAGCUCCAUUGAAUUUUCCAAAUGGAGUUGCUAAACCCACUUCAACUCCACUUGUCGAUUUGCUUGAUUUUAGUUCAGACGAUGUUCCGGAACCUGGCUCGUCUGGUGGAGAUUUUCUUCAGGAUCUUCUUGGUGUUGAUCCAUCGCCAGCUUCUUCACAACCAGGAGGUAAUCAGGCUCAAAAGAGUGGUAACGACGUCUUACUUGAUCUUUUAUCAAUUGGAACACCUCCGGCUCCAAGUAGCCCUUCCACAGUUGACAUGUUAUCUUCCGUUCAAGAUGACAAAAGUCCGGUGGAUAUGUUAGACAAAUUGGGUUCCGCUUCUGUGCCUCGCACACAAGCCUCUCCUAUGGUUGGAAGUUCUUCUAUGAUGGAUUUGUUGGAUGAAGUUGGACCCAUCUCAUCAGCGCCUGUUGCAGAAAACAAUGGCUCAACCUAUCCAUCUCUUGUAGCAUUUGAAAGCGGCUCCUUAAGAGUCACGUUUAACUUCUCAAAGCAGCCCGGAAACCCACAGACAACACUUGUUGAGGCUCAAUUUGUGAACAAGUCACCUAAUGCAUACUCAAAUUUCAUUUUCCAGGCAGCUGUCCCAAAGUUUCUUCAACUGCACUUGGAUCCAGCUAGUAGUAAUACUCUUCCUGCAAGUGGUAAUGGAUCAAUCACACAGAAGCUUCAACUUACAAACAGCCAGCACGGGAAGAAAUCCCUUGUAAUGCGCAUACGGAUAGGUUAUAAAAUAAACGGCAAAGAUGUUCUUGAAGAAGGGCAAGUCAAUAACUUCCCUCGUGAUUUGUGAGAUCGAAGGCUCCCUUAAAAUGUACGAUCUCUUUUUCCUUUUUUUCACAAAAGAGAAGCAUUUCCCGGCUGUUUGUAGAUUCAGGUAAAAUUUCAUUUUAUUGUCUCGUCGACUUGUGGUAGUUGGGGUUUCGAGCAGCAGCAGUAUAUCUCAGGAUUACCCCUUUUUUCUUCUCUCCCUUAAAAGGGUGGUUGAAUGUAUAUUUUGAUGUUAGAAAUUCAUGAAAGUGGAAUGAAAUUUUGCCUUUGAAGCACAUAUAUAGAAUGAAUUGGCGUGUCAAAUUUUCCAUUGUUGAGAACAUUUGGUUUUUUGAUUUUAUAAGCUUCAUUGGUUCUAGAA